UCACAAUUUGACCUGAUGGUAUUGUUUUCUGAUAUUAUUCCUUACAGGUCUUUCACCUCUGCUUUUCUCUUCUCCAUUGAGGUUCAAGUGACAAUUGGAUUUGGAGGGAGAAUGAUGACAGAGGAAUGCCCUCUGGCCAUCACAGUUUUAAUUCUCCAGAACAUUGUGGGUUUGAUCAUCAAUGCAGUCAUGUUGGGCUGCAUUUUCAUGAAAACAGCUCAGGCUCACAGAAGGGCAGAGACUUUGAUUUUCAGCCGCCAUGCGGUGAUUGCCGUCCGAAAUGGCAAGCUGUGCUUCAUGUUCCGAGUAGGGGACCUGAGGAAAAGCAUGAUCAUCAGUGCCUCAGUGCGCAUCCAGGUGGUCAAGAAAACAACUACACCCGAAGGGGAGGUGGUGCCUAUUCACCAGCUGGACAUUCCUGUUGAUAACCCAAUUGAGAGUAACAACAUUUUCCUGGUGGCCCCUUUGAUCAUCUGCCAUGUGAUUGACAAGCGCAGCCCCUUGUAUGAUAUCUCAGCACCUGACCUCGCCAACCAGGACCUGGAGGUCAUAGUGAUUCUGGAAGGAGUAGUCGAAACUACUGGCAUUACCACACAAGCAAGAACAUCCUACAUCGCCGAGGAGAUCCAAUGGGGCCAUCGUUUUGUGUCCAUUGUAACUGAGGAGGAAGGAGUGUAUUCUGUAGAUUACUCCAAGUUUGGAAACACUGUUAAAGUGGCUGCUCCGAGGUGCAGUGCCCGAGAGCUGGACGAGAAGCCUUCUAUCCUUAUUCAGACCCUCCAGAAGAGUGAACUGUCCCAUCAAAAUUCCCUGAGGAAGCGCAAUUCCAUGAGAAGAAAUAAUUCCAUGCGGAGGAACAACUCUAUCCGAAGGAACAAUUCAUCCCUCAUUGUGCCAAAGGUGCAAUUUAUGACUCCAGAAGGAAGUCAAAAUACGUCAGAGUCGUGACAGCAAGACAGCCCAAGGAAGUCUUCUGUUAAGGGUUGAUGCUUUAUGCGAGGCGCAUUUGGGCUGUACCAGAGCUGGAACAUAAGCAUUUGUCCCUUCUACACCUUAAUGUACUAAAUCAUAUUCAUAUUCAAACAACAGCACUUUCUGUAUCAAUAAAACAGUAACACACAA
Molecule: messenger RNA, 1122 nt
Organism: Hipposideros armiger (great roundleaf bat)
Lineage: Eukaryota; Metazoa; Chordata; Mammalia; Chiroptera; Hipposideridae
Gene: KCNJ8
Product: potassium inwardly rectifying channel subfamily J member 8
Exons: 1
Coding region: 16-948 (310 amino acids)
Biological process (GO): regulation of monoatomic ion transmembrane transport; potassium ion import across plasma membrane
Cellular component (GO): plasma membrane
Molecular function (GO): ATP-activated inward rectifier potassium channel activity
Source: RefSeq, a predicted model, not a curated record